Molecule: messenger RNA, 1398 nt
Organism: Phytomonas sp. EM1
Lineage: Eukaryota; Euglenozoa; Kinetoplastea; Trypanosomatida; Trypanosomatidae
Source: the annotation of a GenBank genome assembly
GGCUCCUAAAACUAUAUCCUCGAGUUGAGAAUUUAUUUUUCUCAAGAUACCUAGAUAUAGGUUUGGCAUUGCCUUCUGAGAUUUCUUGCCCGUUAUUUGAAAGCUAAGGUCAAAUAUUUCAUGAGAGUCUGUUGGCUUGGAUUGAAUCCACUUUGCUGGAAUUUUCAUAACUUUUAGCGUUACAAUUCUUACGAAUUUGGAGUGCUAAAGAAGCGAAAAUAUUGGGAUGUUGUGCUUUUCCGCUUCUUUUAAGGGGACUAUCCAGAAGAGCUUUCUUAUCAAGCCCUAUUGUUCUCAUCGGAUUGCUAGAUCAGAAAGAUGUGCAGGGCUGUUCAUCUUUACCAAGACUUGAGAAUGCAAAAGAUGAGGUUGAACAUAACAACAAUAGUAAAUGAGGAAUUGAAAAGUUCACGUGUAUGUCUCUCCAUGGUGUUGCAUACGCCAUUGUAGAAUGGUCCCACUUUCUUAUUCAGUAUAUCUUAGUUAGAUUCAUAUUCAAAAAUUUCUUACCUGCUUAGGUUAAUGGAAUCAACUACAACACUACCCCACAGGAAAGGGAGCGUAGAGGAAAACAUGAACGUGGAUGAACAUUAUCAGCCUGAUGAAGAGCUACAAGCGAUGGAGGCUUACCUUAACUCUCAUCCCAACAGUACUUUCGACCUCAAACACUCAAUCCCACUAUAUGCCCAACCGGACCAAUUAUACCUUGAGAAUUGUGUGCUGCCACUACUAUUGUGUGGACUCCGGGAGCUAGCUAAGAUCCAACCCCCGGACCCACUGGCAUUUUUGGGAGCCUACCUGCUCUCCAACAACCCACAGCGUACUGAUGCUGUUGGUUCGAUCAGUACUGGGUUGCCAACCCUUUCCGAGCGAUGUAGCACUAGAAAAGAUGAGAUGGAAGUCAGCACGACCACGCAGGUGUUUCCCCCAUCAAGUAAUUCAGCAAUCCCUCUACGAGGACGGUUAGCGUAUGCCACCGCGUCAAAGUUUGCCACGUCCACGCGACUGGACACCUGAGGUUUUGAUGAAGAGUUUGAAUUGAGUAAAGUUGUGAGCAAAGAACAAAUAAACUACUAUAUGCACCUAUCUGGUUUUGAUAUUUUGUUGCCGAUGUAGUGGGUGGUGUUUGUUUUUACUUCUGAAGCCUUUCGAAUUUUUUUGCGUGCGUGUCCCAUGUAAACAAGGUAUUCUUUGAGGGAGAAUGAGGAGGUCAUUGGACUAAAGUACGUUUGGUAACCAGGAGUGUGAAUCCCUGAGUUCUAUCGAAGAGCAGCCAUAAUAUAGAAGUUAGCAUGUAUUAGUUUAUCCCCCUUACUCUUCCUUUUAUAAAUCACUGCACCACUUUGCUUCACAAUACAUUCACAAGAAUAUAUCUAUGUAUUAAUAUGGGUCACCCGA